AUGCCUGUCUACGAAACCCAAACGACACGCUCGCUUGAAGAAGCGCAACCCACGGAAGGUAUGUCACUUAGCAUUCGGCUCGAUUUUGACGAUGGCGGUAUUACGGGAUUCAAGGUUGCUAAAGGAUGCUGGAUAGCGGUAGACUUAGCCCAAGAGUCAGAGUUCUACCCGGAGGGCGGCCACGAUGCAUGGCUUGUUGUAGUGGGGGCAUGGUGCGCCAUGAUCCCAUGUAUGGGGCUCCUCAACACCUUGGCCGUCCUUCAGGCCUGGGUCUCGGAGAACGAGCUUCAUGAUCUCACUGAAUCGACAAUCGGCUGGGUGUUUAGCACCUAUGCUUUCUUCCUGUACUUUUGUGGCGCACAAGUCGGUCAGGCCCUCUCUUCGAUGCUCACGAUGUGA
Colletotrichum spaethianum is the source of this 399-nucleotide messenger RNA. Its product is annotated as riboflavin transporter MCH5. NCBI's taxonomy places the organism in Eukaryota, Fungi, Ascomycota, Sordariomycetes, Glomerellales, Glomerellaceae. The transcript has 2 exons. The coding region runs from base 1 to 399 and encodes 132 amino acids. The record is from RefSeq and is a predicted model, not a curated record.